AUGGCUGAACAGGAGCCCAACUGUGCCACUAACCAGGCACAAUCUGAGACCCAAAACCGACCUCAGAAUGAGGGUCAAGGAUCAGCUUCAGGAUCCCGGGGAGGUUCACGUGGAGGACGCCGUAGGGGAAGAGGAGGACGUAGUCGCGGUCAGCGACAAGAUGGUCCAGCACAAGGACCUGGAGGUCGUGGAAACACCUCCCAGACAGAAUCUACCACAGCACCCGCCACCGCUCCUACAGAGCCAGCAGCUUCUGCCGCACCUGAAAGCUCAGGAAAUCCCAGAAACAGACGGAACCGAAGAGGAAACAGAGGUGCUGCCCGAGGUGCUGCCCGAGGCUCAGUCGAGCAAAGUAGAGGUGUUUUCACAAUGGGGCCUCGACGACAAUUUGGUGGCCGAUUAACCACCAACGAGCAAUCAUCAGACGCAGCUGACCAGGACGCAUCCUUGCGUGCUAAUGCCCCAGAAUUUGUCCCUGGACAGCCAGCGCCUCAAAGAGGCAACGGACAACAAUCCUCAGGUGCAGGUGAAUCUCAAUCUGCAGCACAGCCUCGUUCGAGAGGAAACCGCACAAAGAAUCGGAAGCAAGACAGACCUCGUCAAGAGGUUCCCAAGUCCACUGCCUCCGAACUUUGGCAACGAAUUCAAGAAGACAUCGCCAAUUGGAACUACGAAUGUCGAAUUUGUACCGAGGAGCUCUGCGGAAAGGCAAAGCCUCUCUGCGGUCACUCAUGCCAGAGUGUCUGCCAUGGUCAGACUGCCUGUAACGAAUCCACAGCCUGUCAGGUGAAAAUGACAGUCAAAUGCCCUUGCGGUAACCAUAAGAAGGAGUUCAAGUGCCUGACUAGCACGAGCAACCCAACUCCCAAUCGUCCGGAAGUCCGAUGUGACGAGGAAUGCGAACGCCUUGACCGUAACCGCCGCCUUGCUGCGGCUCUUAACAUUGACCCGGCUACGCAUACCAACGACCACGUUCCGUUCUCAGACGACACUCUCAAGCUGUACAAGCAGUUCUCCAAAUGGGGUGACGAGCAAGAGAGCCAGUACCGAGUCUUUGCAGCCAACAAAGAUGAGGUCCGCCUGAGAUACGAGCCUAUGAAAAACGUCUCACGCCAGUUCCUUCAUCUUCUUGCUGAGGACUUUGGCUUUGAGAGCAAGAGUGAGGAUCACGACAUUCAUCGAUCUGUACUUGUUUGGAAGACGGACAAGUUCGUCUCAGCGCCCCCAAAGACACUCUCACAAUGUGUAAAGAUUAGAGCCACACAAGCUGCUGAAGCUGCGGCUGCAGCGGCAAUUCGACCACCCAGUCCACCAGUAUUGGAGACAGAGCCUUUCAACGCACUGGUACUCACCGAGCCCCGGUUUGGGUUGACAAACGAUGAUGUCAAUACUGCUCUUGCUGCGGACCUCUCAUCACUACAAGGGUUCUCAUUCAAGGUUGACUUUCUCAACGACGAAGUCCUUAUCAAGGCUACGGUCUCAUACUCGGCGUUUCUCACACCUGCUCCUAUAGAGAAGAGCCUCGAAGUCCUCAAGCCCCGCAUCGAGCAAACGAUUCGCCGCGAGAAGCUCGCCGAGAACGUGCUGCUCUGUCAUUCAGACGUCAACGGCGCCAUCACCCGUCGCGAAGUGCCACGCCGAGCUGGUGCCGGAGGAUGGAGUGCUGUGGCCGGACGCGCGGCGUCUAAGCCAGGAUCAUCAUCCGCGACAGAAGAGGCUAAGCCUGGGCGCAAACUACUUGGACUCAAGAAGAAGAAGCUACAGGUGGAAGCAGGAAAGGUGUGGGCUGCUCUUGAUGGAGACGUUGAAUGCUAG
Fusarium pseudograminearum CS3096 is the source of this 1815-nucleotide messenger RNA. RefSeq lists its product as uncharacterized. Bases 1 to 1815 code for a protein of 604 amino acids. Gene Ontology annotation, biological process: negative regulation of transcription by RNA polymerase II. The record is from RefSeq and is a predicted model, not a curated record. The transcript is spliced from 4 exons. Gene Ontology annotation, molecular function: DNA-binding transcription factor activity, RNA polymerase II-specific; RNA polymerase II transcription regulatory region sequence-specific DNA binding. NCBI's taxonomy places the organism in Eukaryota, Fungi, Ascomycota, Sordariomycetes, Hypocreales, Nectriaceae. Gene Ontology annotation, cellular component: nucleus.